Molecule: messenger RNA, 1038 nt
Organism: Capronia epimyces CBS 606.96
Lineage: Eukaryota; Fungi; Ascomycota; Eurotiomycetes; Chaetothyriales; Herpotrichiellaceae
Exons: 1
Coding region: 1-1038 (345 amino acids)
Source: RefSeq, a predicted model, not a curated record
AUGGAGCUCAUUUCGUAUGCGGUCAUCCCCAAAUCCUACGAGCCUUGGACCUUCUAUGACGGCAGUUCGUCCGACAGUUCUGUCAGCAUCUUCUCUCGACUCCGCAAGCGAACUGGACGCCAGACCCAGACCCAGACCAAGGCCAAGACCAAGACCAAGACCAGAGGUUCCAGGGGAACCGGUCUACCAUCAACCACUGGCCAAAUGAAACGAAGUACGAGAACUGACCCUGACUCUCAAGUGAUACGGCGCAGCGUGAAGUUUACCCAGCCUAAAUCACCACCUCCACGGUCAGCUCGGUCUUCGUCUCCAGACCGUAGACCGCGAGGUCUAAAAGCCACCCAUAUACGACUUAGCCACCGGCGUGCAUAUACCUCACCUCACCCUCAACCUCAACACGAAGAUAAAGGGAAAGCGCUGCUCAGGCCCGAAGCGAGAGAUGCCACGCCUGCGCUCCAAGCUGACGCUGAUACUGUCACUGGCAACGCGGAUCCUGCAGCAAAUGCAUCCACGCAGUGGAACUCCUCCCGGGCCAUUAUCCUCGUUGGUUCGCCGGCCGACCUCCUCGUCAGCAGCCUCACCCCGGAAAUCUUCGUUCGACAGUUUUCCUGUACCGUCCAUCUGGUCGAUACUCUGGCCCAGGCCCAGGCUCCUGACCGGGACUUGGACUUGGACUCGGACCUGCGUGUCCUUCCACGCGUCGUGCUCGUCAGUCGCAGCGCCCUUGCCGCGGCACCGUCGAUCGACACUUCCAGCACACAGACUAGCAGUGAGGAUGGCGGCCACGAUCACGGUCACGGUCACGGUCACGCAGACACCCACGCCGAUGUCGAUGCCGAUACCGAUGCCGAUACCGAUACCAACCCUCAGGCGAAACGCCGCCUGAAGGUCAUUGUGCUUCUGGACUCCAAGCCCCUGGCUCAAAUCGUCGACCUUUCUUGGGCCGACCUGAUCGUCCACGGUCCGUUGGAUGUAGACAGCCUGCGCUUCUACUUGAGCGGCUUGUGUAAAUGGCCAUUUCCGACUGCAGCCGAGUAA